Calidris pugnax (ruff) is the source of this 1763-nucleotide messenger RNA. RefSeq lists its product as uncharacterized. The transcript is spliced from 11 exons. Lineage: Eukaryota; Metazoa; Chordata; Aves; Charadriiformes; Scolopacidae. The coding region runs from base 126 to 1763 and encodes 545 amino acids. The record is from RefSeq and is a predicted model, not a curated record.
UCUGUUCUGAUGGCCUUGCGGUCCCUCCGUGCCCAGCAGGGAGUUUCAAGCCCAAGGAGGGACUUCACACACCCAGCAGAAGCUCCUCAUGCUUGCGAGGAAUUGGAUUGUGUUGGAAGAAAUACAUGCUGGGUAUUUUUGUCCUGCUGGAGCAAGUUACCCGGUGCCGUGCCAGCCAGGUACAUACAAUCCUCUCCAAGGACCGGAUGAAGCCGCCGAUUGCCGAGCCUGCCCAGCAGGGAGAGCUUGUACUCAGACUGGUUCUGAGCAUAUUUGCUGGUGCUACAGUCACGUCUAUGGCUGGUGGCCAUAGUGCUGGGGAUUGGAGUUUGGACUCCAGGGUUCUCAUCUCAGCUAAGGAGACUGUGCUGAGGGAUUCUGGUGCCCGAGUAAGAAACCCCCAAGAUGGAGAAUCAGGACUUCCUUGUCCUCCUGGUCAUUAUUGUCCUGAAGGCACUCUGCUUCCGUUGCAGUGCCCUCCUGGCACGUGGUCUGGCAGUGAAGGUAGAAGGAGUGUGCAGGAAUGCCAGCCAUGUCCUGGGGGGUAUUACUGCAACAGCUCUGGGCAGAGGGCACCCUCAGGACACUGCAGCCCAGGGUACUACUGUGUCACUAAAGCCCAGACCCCAACACCCACUGAUGGCCUCUCAGGAGCUCCGUGUCCAGUCAGUCACUUUUGUCCUCUUGGAUCCGGGAGUCCAGCCCCAUGCCCCCCUGGCUCCCACAUGCCGCACACCCACGGAGAGCAGUGCUAUCCUUGCCCAGUGGGUGAAUUCUGUGUCUCUGGUGAGAAGCCACAGCUGUGUCCCCAGGGGUAUUUCUGUCCCGAGGGCACAGCUCUUCCGAUUGCUUGUCUGGCCGGGUCCUAUAACCCUUCACAAAGGCAAGCCAGCUGCCUCCCCUGUCCUGAAGGUGAUCACGGAGCAGUGUGUGGUGGGAAAAUGACUUCAUUUACUACUGAAAAGCACUUUGAGAAGGAAGCAGAGCAACUAUUGAGCUCUGUUAAGCAACACUGUAUAAUUGAUUAUGGGACCAGGCAAAGUCCUAAACCCAGCUGCUUCUGCCCCAAAAAUUCCUCUUCCUUUUUGGAGAACGAAUGUUCAGCCGGCCACUACUGCCCUCCCGGUACUGCUUCUGCAACUCAGUUCCCGUGUCCUCAGGGGACUUACAACCCACAGCCUGGAAGCAGCCUGAUGUCUCGCUGCACCCCCUGUGACCCAGGGCACCCACGCGUUACAGGACCCUGUUUGUCUGGGUUCUACUGCAGCAGAGGUGUUUCUAGUCCCACACCUACAGAUGGUCUUCUGGGGAAUGCAUGCCCCAAGGGAAAUUACUGUCCUCUGGGCUCUGCCUUUCCACAGCCGUGUCCUCCCGGUUAUUAUAGCAACUCAACUGGGAAUACUGGGAUUGAGGACUGUCUCCUGUGUGAUGCAGUUGCCCUGGGGGUCAAGCAGCUCCGAGGAAAUGCCCGCUGGGAACAGCCAAUGAACUUACUGCUCAAGCAGAGAUCACAGCCUGCCGGGUUUGUCCCAAUGGCUGUCUCAGCCUUGAGAGCGGAGGUGGGUGCCGUGCGUGUCCGGAUGGUUAUUCCUGUGAUCCACGUAGUGGUGUGCAGAGGAGCUGCAGUCCUGGGUAGUCCAACUCACCAGAGGGAGAGUUGGAGUGUCGGGCAUGUCCAGAGGGAUACAUCUGCCCAGACGGACAGAGCAGACAGGUACGGAAUGAGCAUGUGGUAUAGUAGAUCUAAGACCUUCCACGAGUAG